Molecule: messenger RNA, 1650 nt
Organism: Colletotrichum orchidophilum
Lineage: Eukaryota; Fungi; Ascomycota; Sordariomycetes; Glomerellales; Glomerellaceae
Product: amino acid permease
Exons: 1
Coding region: 1-1650 (549 amino acids)
Biological process (GO): amino acid transmembrane transport
Cellular component (GO): membrane
Molecular function (GO): amino acid transmembrane transporter activity
Source: RefSeq, a predicted model, not a curated record
AUGAUGGAGGCAAAGACAGGAGGCGACAGCGAAACCAAGGUCGGCGGCGACGUUGUGGCUUUAUCCCACCCGGAAUCGAUCGAAGCUACGGAAACUGCAGAGCUGUCGACCAAGCGCGGCCUUUCUGCCAGACAUGCACAAUUCAUCGCCCUCGGUGGCACUAUUGGCACCGGCCUCUUCGUCGGUUCCGGCAGCACCCUCGCCCGCGGCGGGCCGGCCUUCCUCGUUGGCAGCUACGUUGUCAUGUCAGUCCUGAUCUACCUGGUCCUGACCGCAGUCAUUGAGAUCUCGACGUAUCUUCCGCUACCGGGCGGCACCAUGAACUACUACGGCAGUCGUUAUGUCUCACGAAGCCUCGGCUUCAUGAUGGGGUGGCUCUACUUCUACUCUUUUGCCAUCUUCGUACCCUUCGAGCUCACCGCGUCAGCCCUGGUCAUCGAGUACUGGCACCCGAACGUCAACAACGCGGUCUGGAUCACGAUCAUGCUGGUCCUUGUCGUCGGACUCAACCUCCUACCUGUCAAAUUCUACGGCGAAACAGAGUUUUGGUUCGCUGGGCUGAAGGUUCUGACCAUUGUCGGUCUGCUCAUCCUCUCAAUCGUUCUGUUCUUCGGAGGCGGCCCAACCCACGAACGUCUCUAUUUUCAUUACUGGAAGGACCCCGGCGCUACCAAGGAGUUGAUUGUUCAAGGCGACACUGGCAGGUUCGUGGCCGCCUUGUCGACUCUUCUCAGUAGCGUUCUUCCAUUCACAUUUUCGCCCGAGAUGGUCGUCGUAACUGCUGGAGAGGUCCAAUCUCCCCGAAGAAAUCUGCCGAAAAUUGCCCGCAAUUUCUUCUGGCGAUUGAUCGUCUUUUACAUUGGUGGAACCAUUGCCAUCUCCGUCAUUUGCCCUUCCAACGCACCGGCUCUCACCAGCGGAAGCUCAGGUGCCGCGGCUUCGCCCUGGGUUGUGGGAAUUAAGGACGCGGGAAUCAAGGGGCUCGACAGCGUCAUCAACGCCGUCGUCGUUACAGCCGCCUGGUCUGCCGGUAACUCGUUCCUCUACCUGGCAAGCCGAUCUCUGUACUCGAUGGCCUGUGAAGGAAGCGCCCCACGGAUCUUCAAGCGGUGCACCAAGCAAGGAGUUCCCAUCUACGCCGUCCUUGCGAGCUCAUUGUUCUCACUACUGGCAUAUAUGAACGUCAACUCCAGCGCGGCAGACGUAUUCAACUGGCUAUUGAACCUUGUCAACACUGGAGGCUUUAUUUCUUGGGUCUGCUGCGGUAUUAUUUACAUCCGCUUCCGCAAGGCUUGUGACGUUCAGAAUUUGCCAACAUCAGCGCUGGUUGCGCGAUCCUUCCUACAGCCAAUCGGUUCAUAUAUCUCGCUAUUCAUUUUCGGUCUUCUCUGCCUGCUGAACGGCUUCACCGUCUUCUUUCCAUCUCGGUGGUCUGUAGCUGAUUUCCUAUCUGCGUAUAUUGGACUGCCAUUGUUUGUUGUUAUCUACUUUGCUCAUCGUUUCUUGCAUCGCGCCGAUUCUUGGGCUAUUUCUCCCCAUGCGGUUGAUCUUAAGAGCGGUCUUGCAGAGCUGGAGGCAGAGGAGUCGUUGGAAGAACCCAAGGAAGGGUUGCGAACACGCCUUAAGCGUCACAUAGGUCGAUCCUCUUAG